Molecule: messenger RNA, 1275 nt
Organism: Malania oleifera
Lineage: Eukaryota; Viridiplantae; Streptophyta; Magnoliopsida; Santalales; Ximeniaceae
Exons: 6
Coding region: 302-874 (190 amino acids)
Source: RefSeq, a predicted model, not a curated record
GGAGUAUAAUCCUCAGGCCCAAAAAACAAAACGUCGGUUCACAAAUUGGCCCAAGCCCAGUGAAAGCUCAGCCCACACUCAUUGGCCCUCGUCGGUGUUCUGUUUAGCGGCUUCGAUAAUUCAAUGUAAUAUUGUGACUCAAACUCGACCGGAGGAAUCGUCAGUCGUCGCACUCUUCUAGCUCCAUCUGGUAGAGGUCCGUGCAUCGCCGACCAGUCUCCGGCGAAGCAGCUCCCUCUCCCUCUGUCUUCUCGCUGAUUCUCCCUUUAGGAUUUUGAUUGUAGCUGAUCCUUCUCGAAAGAUGUUUAAGAACACUUUUCAGUCUGGAUUUUUAUCCAUUUUAUACAGCCUUGGGAGCAAACCUCUGCAGAUAUGGGAUAAAGAAGUUGUCAAUGGCCAGAUCAAGCGGCCACAAGAUGACGACAUACAGUCCAAUGUCCUUGAAAUAGUUGGAUCAAAUGUCCAGUCCACAUAUAUCACAUGCCCUGCAGAUCCAGCUGCAACACUUGGUAUAAAGUUACCAUUCUUGGUUAUGAUUGUAAAGAAUCUAAAGAAAUAUUUCACUUUUGAGAUUCAAGUGCUGGAUGAUAAGAAUGUCAGGAGACGUUUCCGAGCUUCUAAUUUUCAAGCUAUGACUCGAGUGAAGCCAUAUAUCUGCACAAUGCCAUUGAAGAUGGAUGAGGGUUGGAAUCAAAUCCAGUUGAAUCUUGCUGAUUUUACCAGGAGAGCAUAUGGAACAAACUAUGUGGAGACAUUGCGGGUUCAGGUUCAUGCUAACUGUCGCUUGAGAAGGAUCUACUUCUCUGAUCGCCUUUACUCAGAAGAGGAACUUCCACCAGAGUUUAAACUGUACCUUCCAAUGCAGAAAGCAUGAUUGAUUUCUUGAGGGGAAGAGUAGGAGAACGCGGCUUCUGCGGAAGAUGAAUCUUGAAAUUAAUUGCGUUUAUGUGUUGGAAGUAGUUGUCUAAAGAUGCGCCUGAACUCAUUUAUAAUAUUUUGGAAGUCAAUUGAUCAUGUUGUUAAGUUUGGCGCCCCAUCUGAGGAGUUAGCCUAUCAUAAUUUUAGGAAUGUGUGCCCUGCCAUAGUGAUGCGUCUGAUUUGCCCUUGAGAGGCUCCUCAAAUGGGGUUGAUACAGGUCCAUUGUGUUCUACAUUUGCGCUCAUGGAGGGUUUUGUGCUGAAACUUGCUGUUUUGAUUGUGCUUUAGGGCCAUGAAUUUAGACUUCACAUUUGGAUUUGUGCUGAUUUGAAUAGAAUUUAUUACAAUUUAUCUGUA